Mandrillus leucophaeus (drill) is the source of this 1931-nucleotide messenger RNA. Its product is annotated as melanoma-associated antigen B6-like. NCBI's taxonomy places the organism in Eukaryota, Metazoa, Chordata, Mammalia, Primates, Cercopithecidae. The transcript is spliced from 3 exons. The coding region runs from base 128 to 1351 and encodes 407 amino acids. The record is from RefSeq and is a predicted model, not a curated record. Gene Ontology annotation, cellular component: nucleus. Gene Ontology annotation, biological process: negative regulation of transcription by RNA polymerase II.
AAAGGGGUCUGAGCAGGGCGCCUCGGUCUGAAAAGUGCUGUGUCACGUCAGCGGAAGGAGGUGUCCCAGAUCUUCUCAGCUGUCUUGGUACCAGCCUUCCCAGUCUUCUUACCCACACUCAGCCAUAAUGCCUCGGGGUCAGAAGAGUAAGCUCCGUGCCCGUGAGAAACGCCAGGAGACCCAUGGUCAGCCACAGGGUCUCACAGGUCCCCAGGCCACUGCAGAGAAGCAAGAAGAGUCCCACUCUUCCUCAUCCUCUUCUCACGAUUGUCUGGGGACUCGUCGUAGGUCUUCUGAUGCCUCCGUUCCUCAGGAGUCUCAGGGAGCUUCACCCACUGGGUCUCCUGAUGCAGUUGUUUCAUGCUUAAAAUCUGAUGUGGCUGCUAAGGGCCAAGAUGAGAAAAGUGCAAGCACCUCCCCCAAAGCCUCCAUUCCUCAGGAGUCUCAGGGAGUUUCACCCACUGGCUCUCCUGAUGCAGGUAUUUCAUGCUCAAAAUCUGAUGUGGCUGCCAAGGGCCAAGAUGAGAAAAGUGCAAGCACCUCCCUUGAAGCCUCCAUUCCCCAGGAGUCUCAGGGAGCUUCACCCACUGGCUCUCCUGAUGCAGGUGUUUCAGGCUCAAAAUAUGAUGUGGCUGCCAAGGGUCAAGAUGAGGAAAGUGUAAGAGCCUCACAGAAAGCCAUCAUUUUUAAGCGCUUAACCCAAGAUCCUCUAAAGAGGAAGGCGUGCGCAUUGGUGCAAUUGCUGCAGGAGAAGUUUGAGAAGAAAGAGUCCAUUUUGAAGGCAGACAUGCUGAGGCGUGUUGGCAAACGUUACAAGCACUACUUCCCUGAGAUCCUCAACAGAACCUCCGAACGUUUGGCGGUGGCCUUUGCGGUUGAAUUGAAAGAAAUGGAUUCCAGCGGCGAGUCCUACACCCUUGUGAGCAAGCUGGGUCUCUCCAGUGAAGGAAUUCUGAAUGAUGCUAAGGGGCUGCAGAAGUCGGGUCUCCUGAUGUCGGUCCUGAGUGUGAUCUUCAUGAAAGGCAACCGUGCCACUGAAGAGGAGGUCUGGGAGUUCCUGAGUUGUUUGGGGAUCUAUGCUGGGAUGACACACCCAAUCUAUGGGGAUCCCCAGAAGCUCAUUACUGAAGAUUUGGUGCAAGAUAAGUACGUGGUUUACCGGCAGGUGUGCAACAGUGAUCCUCCACGCUAUGAGUUCCUGUGGGGUCCACGAGCCCAUGCUGAAACCACCAAGAUGAGAGUCCUGCGUGUUUUGGCCAAGAGCAAUAAAACCAGCCCUGGUUUACACCCACAUCUGUAUGAAGACGCUUUGAUGGAUGAGGUAGAGAGAGCAUUGAGACUGAGAGCUUAAGGCAGAACUGGCACUAUUCCCUUGGCCAGGGCACCUUAUGGGGCCACAUCCUACAGAUCCUCCCAUUUCUAGGGAGGUCUGAAGUAGAAUUUUCGCUUUAUGUUAGAAGAGAGUAAUGAGCCUUCUAAGUACUGCAGUAUAGUAGAGGCUGGAGGGAACAAGAUAUAUCUCUUUCUCUUGUCUUGUUAUACAUGAGUAACUUGUAGAUUUAUGUUUUAUUUCUUUGUCAAUUUUCAAGAUUGUUUCUGUUAAGUGAAGGUUUAUUUUGCUUCAGAUUAUACAGUUAUCAAAAACAUAGCUCUCACAUUCAUGGCUGCUUAACCAAUUUGAAAGUUACGGUUUGGGUAUUAAUAAAACAAAAUCACACAACAUGUUUUCAUUGUAAUUCAGAACUAGAUAACAUGGUAAUAGAAAAUGGAUUUUGAUAUGAAUUUUAAGAACUCCAUAGUAAAAAAGUUGACAUCAUAAUAUGACGAGAAAGAAAAGGAAAAACAGAAAUGUAAAAGUUUGUUUAAUUCUUGGUUUGCCUAAUUCCUUUUCCUAUUUCUUUUAGUAUAAAUAAAGGAUACCUGGAUUUAUU